AUUUAUUAAACAUGAUCAAUUUCCGUGCAACUCUUAAUGGCGAAGACUUUUGAGAAUUUAAUAUCCCUACUCAGAAUUAUAGCUAUAAAUAUCUUAAAGAUACAGUCAGAGAGGAGCUGAAAAUCAAUAGAUCUGAUGAGUUUGACAUUUUUGGAAGUGAUAAUAAAGAAAUCGAUAAUUCAAAAGUAAAUCCUAACAAAAAGAAUGAGUUAAAGCUAGCCCUGUUGAAUAAGAAGUAUCAGUCAGGGCUCCAAGCAGACAUCGCCUCCCAAGACUUCUCUGAGGAUAUAAGCCAAGGGAAGGGCUCAAGAGUUGGAAAGAACUCCAAUGGAACUAUAGAUGAGCUCAAAGACAAAUCAUUUAUGAAGAAAUAUGGAUGCUGUUCCAGCACUUGCAGGAAGACAUUUAUGACACCUGCUAAACUUUUUACGCACAUCAGAAAUCAUUUCAAAAACAAGCCUUAUAAGUGAACUCACCCUGGUUGUGGAAAGGCCUUCCUUUGUAGGGGCCAAUUGAGAAAUCAUGAGAGUAUACAUCUUGAUAAGAAAAGAUUCACGUGUGAGUACCCCGGAUGCAAUAAAAGUUACAGUAAGCAAUCAAGACUGAAGGUUCAUAAAAGGAUUCAUACUGGCGAGAGACCAUUUGCAUGCCCAAUUGAAGGAUGAGACAAAAGAUUCACUGAGAAAGGCAACCUUAAAACUCAUAUUAGAAGCCAUACUGGAGAAAAGCCAUAUUUUUGCAAAGUAUCAGGAUGAGAGAAAAGAUUUACAACUCAGGGUCACUUAGUUGAUCAUAUGAGGAGGCAUAAUAAUGAGAAGCCUUUCCAAUGAAGCGUCUGAAAGAAAAAGUUCAUGAGAUCAAGCACUGUCAAAGUUCAUAUAAAAACUCACCCAGAAGCAGAAAAUCCGAGGGUCAUAAAACUUGAUAAAAGCGAAAUUAGCAGAGAGGAGAAGAAGGAGGAAAUCAAAACUCAAAGCUUUCAAGUUAAAAAAGAGAAAGUAGAAGUGCCGAGAGCUAUGGAUAAGAUGCCGUCAUUUCAAAAGCCGAAAGAAGAAAUAAUUAAAAGGCAUGUAGAAAAUAGACAGUUCAAACAAAGUGCAGCUCCUCAAAUUUUUGUGCCGACUGCUGAAAUAGGAGAGGCUACCAUGAACAGGCCUCUUAAUAGCAUUCCGUUCAAAAAUAUGAGGAAGCCAUAUCAAUUAGGAGCUCCAGCGUUGCUAAGUUCAUUUGAUAAUGCUUUUGAUGCUAAGAAUUUCAGACCUCAUUCAUUCCAGAAGAAAAUAUGCGUAUCAGUUCCAACAGUGACAGCUCUGAAUUCCAGAGAAGGAUGUUUGAUCAAUAAGACCCAAAAGAUAGGCCUGGGAAGAAAGUCUCAGUAUGUUAAUUCAGCAUUAGAGAAACUUAAUGAGAAGUUUCAAAUAAGCCCUGAUAAAUUAUUCUAAAUUUUCAAAUAGAUUCCUUAUAAAAA
This is a messenger RNA of Moneuplotes crassus, 1468 nucleotides long. Lineage: Eukaryota; Ciliophora; Spirotrichea; Euplotida; Euplotidae. The record is from the annotation of a GenBank genome assembly.